AUGGAAGGUGUUGAGGAAGCGAGAAAUGAAAACGCAGAUGGACUAGCGCAGCCUGACAGCGGCCAAGCUAGCGGUUAUCCACAGACUGGGCUAGUAACAUACGCCCAGGCGAGCACGAACGGCCAUGGCGCUGAACAAGUCAGUAUUAGAGGAGUACAACAAGUCAUGGAUAACCGACCCGAAGUACAAAACGAAACUCACGUUGGUUUGGGUGACGAUCGAGGGCACCUUUCUAUUACGAACGUCCCAGGUGGAGUGCAAGUCGCUGUUGUCCCUGCUACUGAUGAAGUUGGCGUUGUAGAUGGGAGUCUUGCAAGCGCUCCAUCCGCGGUGGAAAGGACAGACGAUGGCUCUCACCAAGUUGUAACAGCCAUGCCCGCGGAGUACGGCUUACCAGGACCCAUACCGGCGCAAUAUGUUCUUCACGAGGAACACGAAGGUAAGCUUGACAUUCUGUUG
Messenger RNA from Porites evermanni, 459 nucleotides. The record is from the annotation of a GenBank genome assembly. Lineage: Eukaryota; Metazoa; Cnidaria; Anthozoa; Scleractinia; Poritidae.